AUGGGCACCAGGGCAGGAGUCAUGCCCCCUUCUGUGUGGGAGCUGCUGGGUUGCUGCUUCCUCUGCAGCUGGGCUCUAGAGGGUCCACAGCCCCUCCUCUCUCUGCCCCCGCUGUCCUCCCAAGCUCAGCCAGGAUCUGUGCCCAAGUGGGUGCCCUCGGAGGGGGCAGAGGCUGCCCUGGUUUUUCUCUAUUCUGGAGAUGCCAAGCAGCUGUUGGGGGCUAACUGCAGUGAGCGCUAUGAAGCCCCUGGGGCAGGAGCCAAAGCAGGGCCCCCUCCAGUCUUACAGAGGGCAGCAGGCACCCUUGCCCAGGCCGCCAAUUUCCUCAACAUGCUGCUGCAAGCCAACGACAUCCGUGAGUCCAGUGUGGAGGAGGAUGUGGAGUGGUACCAGGCACUGGUUCGCAGCGUAGCCGAGGGGGACCCAAGAGCAUACCGGGCUUUGCUGACCUUCAGCCCCCCACCAGGGGCCAGCCACCUCCAGCUGGCCCUGCAGGCCACCCGGAUGGAGGAGGAGACCAUCCUUCAAGACUUAUCUGGGAGCAGGGUGCUGGAGGAGAGCCUGGCCAGGGACCUGGACACCCCUGCCCUGCAGAAGCGAGUGUUGACCAAUGACCUAGGCAGCCUUGGUAGCCCCAAGUGGCCACGGGGGGAUGGCUAUGUGGGGGACAUGCAGCAUGUGAGGCUGUCUCCUCCCUUCCUGGAAUGCCAGCAGGGUCGGCUCCGUCCUGGCUGGCUUAUCACACUCUCAGCCACCUUCUACGGACUCAAGCCAGACCUCAGCCCGGAAGUCAGGGGUCAGGUGCAGAUGGACGUGGAUCUUCAGAGCGUGGACAUCAAUCAGUGUGCCGGUGGCCCAGGCUGGUACUCUAACACACACCUGUGUGAUCUCAACAGCACCCAGUGUGUCCCCCUGGAGAGUCAGGGCUUUGUUCUUGGCCGCUACUUCUGCCGCUGCCGGCCUGGCUUCUUCAGGGCAAGCCGCUCUGGGGGGUUAGAGGAGAGUGCCACCCAGCCUACUGGGCAAUUUGGGUCUCCACAAGGCAGCUCCGGGAGGCUGCUUCGGUGCCAGCCAUGUCCUGAGGACUGCACCAGCUGCAUAGAUGCCACACCGUGCCUGGUGGAGGAGGCCCUGAGACUGCGAGCAGCAGUGCUGGCGUGCCAGGCCUGCUGCAUGCUGGCUGUCUUCCUGAGCAUGCUGGUCUCCUACCGCUGCCGCCGGAGCAAGAAGAUCCGGGCGUCUGGGGUUAUCCUGCUGGAAACCAUCCUUUCUGGAUCCCUACUACUCUACUUCCCUGUCUUCAUCCUAUACUUCAAGCCCAGUGUAUUCCGCUGCAUCGCUCUCCGCUGGGUCCGGCUGCUGGGUUUUGUCAUCGUCUACGGCACCAUUAUACUCAAGCUUUAUAGAGUGCUCCAGCUGUUUCUGUCUCGAACGGCCCAGCGGGGCCCCCACCUGAGCAGCAGGCAGCUGCUGCGGCGCCUGUGGCUGCUCUUGCUACUUGUGCUGGGCUUCCUGGUGGUGUGGACAGCAGGGGUCCUGGAGCCAGGUGUCCAGCAUUCGCCCCUGGUGACCCAAGGCCACACUCCCACUGGCCGCCACUUCUAUCUAUGUCACUACGAUCGCUGGGACUACGUUAUGGUUGUGGCCGAGAUGCUGCUCCUGUGCUGGGGCAGCUUCCUCUGCUAUACCACCCGGGCAGUGCCCUCGGCCUUCCAUGAGCCACGCUACAUGGGCAUUGCCCUGCACAACGAGCUGCUGCUCUCUGCUGCCUUCCACGCAGCCAGGUUUGUGCUCGUUCCCUCCCUGCACCCGGACUGGACCCUCCUCCUCUUCUUCUUCCACACGCACAGCACAGUCACUGCCACACUGGCGCUGAUCUUUAUCCCCAAGUUCCGGAAGCCGGGGGCCCCUACCCAGGAAGAGAUCGUGGACGCAGUGUACGAGGAUGAGCUAGACCUGCAGCACUCAGGCUCCUACCUCGACAGCAGCAUCGCCUCAGCCUGGAGCGAGCGCAGCCUGGACACUGGUGACAUUCGGGAUGAGCUGAAGAAGCUCUAUGCCCAGCUAGAGGUCCACAAGACCAAGGAAAUGGCUGCCAACAACCCCCACCUGCCCAAGAAGCGGGGCAGCUCACGCCAGGGGUUGGGCCGUUCCUUCAUGAGGUACCUUGCUGAGUUCCCGGAAGCCCUGGCGCGGCAGCACUCCAGGGACUUGGGCUCCCUGGGCCGCAGCAGCCUGCCCGGCUCCUCCCGCCGCCGGCUCCUCAGCUCCAGCCUCCAGGAACCCGAGGGACCACCGGGCCUGUGCAAGUCCCACAGCACCUACGACCACCGCAAGGAGCAGGACCCUCCUCUCCUCGACUCACUGCUCAGGAGGAAGCUGGUGAAGAAGGUCUCGCGGACGGAGAGCCAGGAGUUGGUAGAGGGACUCCCUGUCCUCAGCUUCAGGUCUGCUAGCGCCCACAACCUGACAGUGGGAGAGAGGCUCCCCAGGGCGCGACCUGUCUCCCUGCAUAAGUCGCUCAGUGUGGUGGGUGACUCCAGGGAAAAGGCCCUGCUCGUGGCCAGCCAGGCCUACCUGGAGGAGAUCUAUCAGCAGGCAAAGGAGCGAGAGGAGCAAAAGAAGGCAGGGGUGGCUGUAGCGAGCCCAGUGCAGAGGCCAUCAGCCAAGAGGCUGGAGCGAACUUGGUGUGCCCCCCUGUCAGCCCCACCUUCCCCGGCCAAGAGGAGCAGCGUGGACAGCUCCCACACCUCUAGGCAUCUUCAUGAGGAGGCUGGGAGACAGCUGCCUCGCCCACCCAUCAGGCACCAGGUCUCCACACCCAUCUUGACCCUGUCUGGGGCCUGCCUGGGAGAGCCAAGGAUGCUGUCACCCACUUCUACCUUGGCUCCAGCUCUGAUGCCAGCUCCAGCCCCAACACCAUCCCCUACCCUAGCACCUGUCCCAGCACCCCCUCAAAGCCCCAGCUUGCUCACCUAUAUCUGCCCCUGGGAGAAUGUGGAACUGCCAGUCAGAAAAGAAAAUGUGGCCCAAGAAGGCCCCUUAGGGCCAGAGCGAGGCAGCCACUCCCCUGCAACUGCUCGGGCCAGGAUAUGGAGGGCCCUCUCGGUUGCAGUAGAGAAAAGGGGGGCUGGUGAGAAUGAAAUGAACACAGAGGAUGGGGGUUUCCAGGGGGAAGCUGAGGACGUGGAUGAGGAUAGGCCCAAAACCUUCUCUAAAUCUCACAGCCUCAAGGUCCCUGUUCAGCAGGGUUCCAUGCGCAGUCUGGGACUGGCUAUCAAAGCUCUAACACGUUCUCAGAGCACAUACCGAGAGAAGGAGAGCAGGGAAGAGAGUCCUGAGAGAGGGGAGAAGGGCAGAGCUUCAGGAGAGGGGGUGGGGGCUUCCCCGAGAUCUCCCAGGGUGGGCCGGCCCAAGGUGGUGAGUAAGCAGGCCGCCCUUGCCCCCUGCGAUGAUGAGGAGUCCUUCCAGAAUCAACAGAACGCUCACACCAGCAGAAUGCUCCUAGUCUGUCACCAGGAGGGCAGCAGGGAACAAGACAAAGGCAGGAAGACAGCCCAGGGCCUGGGGGACGGGAAAACUAAGAAAGCAGGUAAAACAGGGCCUGCCACACUGAGACAAGGCAGACAGGGCACAGUUGGGGAAAAAAGUGGUAAGCGAGCAAAAGAAGCCCCUGGGGGGUGGCAGGAACGGCCUAAAGCUAGCCUCCAGCCCCUGGGCAGUGCUGACCACAGAGUGGCCGAGGUAUGUCCCUGGGAAGUUGCCAAGUCAGGAAUGUAUCUGCUUGACAGUAGCAACAAGGUUGAAAUCUGCCCCUGGGAGGUGAGUGAAGGAACCCCUGAGAGGGGAAUACUAAGGCAGGAUCUAGAAGAUAACUCCCAAGAAGACAGGGGGAAAGCCCCAGAAAAACCAGAGCCCAAAGUUGUGGUUGCCAGCACUCAGAAAAAGCCAGAGAGGCUGGUAAGGGGGCAGGAGGCGGUGUGUCCCUGGGAGGGUACUGAUCCUGGGGGACUGUCCUCUCAGCUAGCCCCUCACAACACUGACAGAACCAAGGGCAGGUCUGAGGCAGUGGGCAGUGGGGAGGCUAGGGAGGUGGCUAUGUGUUGGUGGGAAGCCACUGGCCCAGAUGCUUAUAAAGCUGAAACGGCCAAGACAGAGCUCUGUCCCUGGGAAGCAAGUGAAGGAAGAGAGAGUGGGAAGCCAGCCCAGGAGGUAGUGAAGGAGCUCCCCAAGGAAAAGCAGAAAACCCCCGAGAAAGCAACCUUUUGGAAAGAACAGAAGCUAGGUGGAGACUGGGAGUCUCUCUGUCCAUGGGAGAGUACAGAGUUUUUGGGUCCCUCAGCAGUCUCGACUCAGGUGUCAGAAACCCCAGAGUGCUCAGGGAGUUUGGGCAGUAGUGUCACUGAGGUGUGUCCACGGGAGGCAGGAGAUGCUCCUGCUACCAGGAAAGCCGAGAUCUGUCCCUGGGAGCUGGACGCUGGCAUAAUGGAGAAAGAAACAGCAAAUCAGGGGACAGGUGGAGAAUCUCUCCAGAAAAAGGGAAAAGCUUCCAGAAAAGAGAGCUCUGGAGAGAUGGAAGAACAAGCUGUGAAAACACUGGAGACAUUAAGUCAACAGCAGGAGUCAGUCCGUGCCUGGGAGAGCACAGCCCUGGAGCACUCCAGCCCACGUGCAGACAAUUCCUCACCCAAAGCUAGGGGCCAACGCCUCAACACUGAAGGAAGCAGAGUGAUGCAGGUGUGUCCCCGGGAAGAUAGCAAGCCAGAGAUAAAGGAAGCAAUACCUGCCAAAGCAGAAAUUUGUCCCUGGGAUGUAAAUGACAGAACAGAGGACUGGACAUCGGGACAAGCUCCAAAAGGAGGUGAAUCUCAAAAGGAUCGGGAGAAAAUGCCUGGACAACCAGGAAUCAAAGAAGCAGAUGUCACAGCUUGGGAAAAGCCCGAGGGGCAGACCCCACAGCAGGAAGCAGUGUGUCCCCAGGAGAGGGUGGACCCUGGCAGUCUCUCCCCACAGUUAGUCUCUCAAGACACAGACAAACCCAAAGCCAGUUUCCAGAUGUCAGGCAGUAUGGAAAGCAAAACUGUGGAGAUCUGCCCGUGGGACGUGGAGGAGACCCUGACUGCAGAGAAGGCAAACAUCUGUCCCUGGGAGGUAAGUGCUAGAGCAGUGCAGGAAAGGGCUCUGGGAGAGGAGGCCAUUAGGAACUUUGCAAAUGAUACAGGAAAAGCUUCCACAGAUUCUGGGCCCAGUGAGAGAGCUGUUACUACUCCAAAGAAGCCAGAGAGGCCGGCUGGAGAGCAGGAGGUGGCUUGUCCCUGGGAAGGCUUGGAUCCAGGGGGCUCCCCUCAGCAUUCACAUGCUCUGGACUCUGAUACAUCAAAAGCUGGACCCCAGGACCUGGACAGUGUUGGGUGUAGGCCAGCUGAGGUAUGUUCCUGGGAAGGGGAGGAAGCACCUACCAGUGACAACGCUGAGAUAUGUCCCUGGGAAGUGAACGAAGGAGCGACUGAGAAGGGACUGGAACAGGAGCUGGGGAGUAAGUCAGCAGGGCAAAGGAAGAAAACUCUAGAAAAAGGGAGACUUACCUCCCUGGGAGAAGACAUAUCAAAACUGAGUCAGGAGCAGGAACCUGUUUGUCCUUGGGAGAACACAGACUUGCGGGGACCUUCUGCUCAGGCCCCCGAAGUCUCAGGCUUAUCACACAGCAUGAGUAGCAAUGUGGCAGAGGGACAUUCCUUAGAAGUGAGUGAUGAGGCAGUAGAACAAGAAGGCCUGAGGCAAGACCUAAAGAGGGGCUCCCUUCUGGAACACAUGCUACCCCAAGAAAAAGUUGCAUGUUCAAAAGCAGAAUUCACUAUUGAAGAUGGGGAAAGCACAAACAAGGAGCUGCAAUCUGUCUGUCCAUGGGAAAGCUUGGCCCCGAGGGACUUCUUCUCCCACCCAGACACACAGCACACGGACCAACAGAAAGCCGGCUCCCAUGGGUGGGUCAGUGUUGGGGGCAGGGUCGCUGAGGUGUGCCCAUGGGAUGCUCCUGAGCCAGAUGCUUAUCAACCUGACAGCAGCGCCAAGGACGAGAUCUGUCCCUGGGAGGGGAGUGAAGGAAUUCCUGAGAAAGAGGUGUCAAGACAGGAUGGAAAAGGGGAACCUCAAGAGGAGAAGGGGAAAGCCCCAGAAAAAUCAGAGCCCAAAGAUAUGGCAGUUCAGAAAAAGCCAGAGAAAGCUGACAGGAAGCAGGAGGCUGUGUGUCCCUGGGAGGAUCAAGAUUGUGGGGGUCCGUCUCCACAACCAGCCCCACAAGCUUUUGAGAGAAGCAAAGGCAGUGCUGAGGCAGCAGGCGGUAUGGAGGCCAGGGUAGCAGAUGUUUCUCUGUGGGAAGCAGAAGAGGCUCCCUCUGCCAAGAAAGCAGAGAUCUGCCCCUGGGAGAUGAGUAAAGGAGCAGCAGAGAAAGAAGGACUGCAACAGGAGGCGGACAGAGGCUCACAAGGGCAAGGAGAGAUAUUCUUUCAAAAGGCAGGGUCUGGAGGGACUGAAGAACACUUUUUGAAAGCAGCAGCAAAACACAGCAGAGAGCAGGAGAUAGUUUGCCCAUGGGAAGGCACAGAUUCAGGGAGGCUCUUCCUCCAGCCAGAUGCCCUGGACACUGACCAACCCAAAGUUAAUCCCCAUGGAGCAAGCAGUCUGGGGAGCAGGACAGGAGAGCUGUGUCGAUGGGAAGUCACAGAUCCAGAAGGAAACACAAUAAGGGGCACAAUGGCAGAAAUUUAUCCCUGGGAGGGAACUGGAAUCUCAUCUAAGGAAUCUGGCCUCUUGGCUCUAACAGCAACUCAGACAGAAAUGUUCAUCCCCACAGCCCACAAGAAAACAUCAUGCCUUUCAGUCUACAGACCUCUGGGAAGCUUCCUUUCAGAAAGCAAAAGCCCCCACCCUCAAGUGAGCCAGCCAGAUAGUACUUUUACCCUGGAAGGUGGCAGGGAAUCCCAGGGACCUUCAGGGCUGGGACCAGGAACCAGCUUAGCUCCAGAGCCAAGUCUCCAAGAAGCCGAAGCUCAGAAGUCUUCCUCCAUAACUGAAGACCAAGAAGAAGCAAUCUCUAAAACUCAAAAUGAAGAACUCACCCUUCCAAAUGUCUAUCCUUGGGACCGGGAGUAACAACUUCAUCAGGUGAGGUCAAACAAAGAGCUAGUUUUCAGGAAUCAAGGUCCUUUCCAAGUCCUAGAAGUUCCCAAAGAGUCGAAUCAAAAACAC
Trichechus manatus latirostris (Florida manatee) is the source of this 7248-nucleotide messenger RNA. RefSeq names its product G protein-coupled receptor 179 (gene GPR179). Lineage: Eukaryota; Metazoa; Chordata; Mammalia; Sirenia; Trichechidae. Gene Ontology annotation, cellular component: membrane. Gene Ontology annotation, biological process: G protein-coupled receptor signaling pathway. The record is from RefSeq and is a predicted model, not a curated record. Bases 1 to 7152 code for a protein of 2383 amino acids. Gene Ontology annotation, molecular function: G protein-coupled receptor activity. The transcript is spliced from 11 exons.